This is a messenger RNA of Drechmeria coniospora, 870 nucleotides long. RefSeq lists its product as uncharacterized. NCBI's taxonomy places the organism in Eukaryota, Fungi, Ascomycota, Sordariomycetes, Hypocreales, Ophiocordycipitaceae. Gene Ontology annotation, molecular function: RNA binding. The record is from RefSeq and is a predicted model, not a curated record. Bases 1 to 870 code for a protein of 289 amino acids. The transcript is spliced from 3 exons.
AUGGACGACCAACCAGAUGCCAUCUCCGAGGGCCGUCGCAUCUACUUGGGUAAUAUUCUGUACUCGAUCCAGCCGCACGACAUCGAAAAGGUGCUCGCCGACCACGGCUUCGGUGCCUUUGAGCAGAUUCACAUCUCGGUCGACCCCGUCAGCGCGCGCAACCCCGGGUACUGCUUCGUCGACUUCCGCGAUCGAGACACGGCCGAACGGGCGCUCAGCUCUCUGCGGGCCAGCAUUCGCGGACGCACCCUCAAGGUGGGCCCCUGCGAGCCGAAGAAGCCAAGGGUACGGCGCGACUGGCCGGAACGCGACUCUGGUGCCGUCGAGGACCGCUUCGUCUUUCAGAGAUGGGGCGACUGGAAGUCCGCCGGACGUACCAACAAAGCCGGCGACGGCGGCGAGGACGCCAGCAAGGUCGAGCAGGGUCCGCAGGGUGCGCUUCAUCACUUCAAGAACAUACUCGAUGGUUACGAGGGGCGUCGUCUCUACGUCGGCGGGCUCGGUAGGAUGGUCGACCAAGAGCAGAACCACGGCGAGGUGUCUGAGUUGUUUGCCGACUUCAAACCAACGGCGAUUGGCAAGCGCAUCACGCCCCACGAGAGUACGAGAUCAAAGCCGGGCAAUCACCACUACUGCUUUGUAGACUUCGAGACGCGAGACGAGGCCGGCAGUGCGAUGCGGGCACUGAACGGCAAGCCCUAUCUGGGUGGCAAGCUGAGGGUAUCGGUGGCGACGAACAUUCCGGCAAAACUAAUCGAUCGACGUACCGAAGACUUGGAGUCUCCCCGUACGACAGACGCUGCUCCCGAGAGUAGCGGUGCACCGAGCAGGGCCUUUGCAUCAAUGAACUGGCGACGAAAGGACGAGUAG